Molecule: messenger RNA, 4636 nt
Organism: Zerene cesonia (dogface butterfly)
Lineage: Eukaryota; Metazoa; Arthropoda; Insecta; Lepidoptera; Pieridae
Gene: Msh6
Product: probable DNA mismatch repair protein Msh6
Exons: 20
Coding region: 115-3462 (1115 amino acids)
Biological process (GO): mismatch repair
Cellular component (GO): MutSalpha complex; nucleus
Molecular function (GO): ATP binding; ATP-dependent DNA damage sensor activity; mismatched DNA binding
Source: RefSeq, a predicted model, not a curated record
UCAUAUUGUCAAAUCUUGCGCCAAAAGGCAAAAGCCGGCAGUUUGUUCGAAACAAAUUUUUCCUUGUUAAAUAUUUAAUUCUAUAUUAUUGUAACAGGAAAACCUAUCUUCGUUAUGGCCAAACGCAACAGUACAGGACAAGUUAAUACGCUAUUCAGUUACUUCACUAAAACACCACCUAGUAAUAAAAAGCAGAAACCCAACGGAGAACAGACGAAAUUAAUAUCUUCGGAGAUAGGCGAACAAGAAUGUAAAACUGAAACUAAGAAACGAGAACGGCAAACAACACCUUCACCAGAUGUAAAUAAAGAAACAUAUAAUGAUGAAUCAGAUGGUUCACCUGUUGCUCCCAAAAAAAAGAAGAGAAUUCGCCUCAACCCUUUGGACUCAGAUGAUUCUGAUGCUGAGAAUAAAGUAGACAAUAAAAACCCCUCACCAAAAGAGAAAACAUCAUUUGAGAAGAAAUUACAAGAUAGUUUCAAAUAUGAACCAGGCCAAUCUCCAAAAGCCAGUAAGAGUAAAAAAACAGAAAAUGAUAAUGUAGCUCCAGCUAAGUCAGAGCCUCAAGAAGCAUCAACUGCUGAAGAUGGUGAUUGGACACAUUGUAAGUUGGAUUGGCUAAAACCGCAUAAAAUAAGAGAUGCACAGAGAAGACGCCCAGACGAUCCAGAUUAUGAUCCAACCACACUAUAUGUUCCUAAGGAAUUUAUGAAAAGUCAAACACCAGCACAUAGACAGUGGUGGGAGUUGAAAUCAGCCCACUAUGAUUGUGUUCUUUUCUUCAAAGUUGGUAAAUUCUAUGAGUUGUAUCACAUGGAUGCUGCUGUUGGUGUUAAUGAGCUUGGAUUUUCUUAUAUGAAGGGUGAGUUCGCUCACUCGGGCUUUCCGGAGAGUGCGUAUGCGCGGAUGGCAUCAACUCUAGUAUCAAAGGGAUAUAAAGUAGCGCGUGUUGAACAAACAGAGACUCCUGAAAUGAUGCAGGAUAGAUGUAAGAGAGAAAAUUUAAAGAACAAGUACGACAAAGUGGUGCGUCGUGAAAUAUGCCAAGUAUCGGUCCGUGGGGCACAAGUGUGCGGCUUGCAGGAUAAUGGGCCGGCUGAGUCCACUUCACCAUAUUUGAUGGCUAUUGCUGAAGAGGAAACGAAUGGCUGCAGCACAUACGGUGUCUGUUUUGUGGACACAUCAAUAGGACAGUUCCACAUGGGACAGUUCAAAGACGACAAGCAUUCGUCGAGAUUGCUAACUACGCUUGCACACUUUCCUCCGGCUUUGAUAGUCUACGAUCGAAAAUCAUCUACCGGGCGUACGAGCAAGUUGAUAUCUACACACUGCCAUAGCGCGAGGCGUGAGCCGCACAACAUGGCGCCACCGGAGAAAAUUCUCAAAAUAUUAGCCGAAGAACAUUAUAAAACUAAUGACCAAGGAGAGUGGCCGGAGGGUUUAAAACCGUUUUUGUAUGAAGGGGAUGUUUUAGGCCUGACCCCGGCCAGUGAUAAGUCAUUGGCCAUCAAAGCACUUGGUGGCUGUGUUUCCUUUCUCUCAGAUUGCCUGCUAGAUAUACAAAUUCUGGGUAUGGCCCAGUAUUCGGAAUAUACGCCACCAGAUGUUUUAAACACCACUAUAAUAUGUGAAAGAGAAAAUAAUAAAUGGACAGGCGGCAGUACUAUGGUGUUAGAUGCUAUUACGCUCAGAAAUCUGAGAAUCGUCCAGGAUGAGGGCUGUUUGUAUGAUAAAAUGAAUUUCUGCUCCACACCCAUGGGGAAACGAUUGUUAUAUCAAUGGGUAUGUUCGCCAAGUAGCGAUUUAACAGUGAUCAAGGAGCGCCAAGAGGCCGUUAAAUGUUUGAUGGAAAACCAAGAUGUCUGUCAGGAGGUUAAGAGCAUAUUAACCACUUUACCGGACUUGGAGAGAUUGUUGGCUAAAGUUCACGCAUUAGGCAAUUUGAAAAAAUCAAAGCAGCACCCUGAUUCCCGCGCAAUUCUCUAUGAAGAAAAGACAUAUUCUAAACGGAAAGUUCUAGAUUUCAUAUCAAUAUUAAAUGGCUUUACUGCGGCUCUCAAGUUAUCCGCAUUGCUGGCUGAUAUAGAAUCUGUGUUGUUGAAGAGAAUCUCCCAAUUCAGUCCUGAUGGAAAGUUUCCGGAUUAUCGGGAUACAUUGAAAUUUUUUAAGGAAUCAUUCAACCACGCCCAAGCGGAAAAGGAAGGUAUAAUUCUGCCCGGAGCUGGCGUGGACCAAGAGUACGACAACACUCUGCAGCUCAUCCAGGAGAUAGAGCAAGAGCUGCAGGAGUAUCUCGCUGAACAGGAGAAAUAUUUCAAGUGCCGGAUAUCAUACAUAGGAACGGACAAAAAGCGAUACCAACUAGAGAUACCGCAAAACGCCGCCUCAAAAGCCGGCCCGGAUUAUCAUUUUGAGAGUGCACGCAAAGGAUAUAAGAGGUUCUCUACUUCUGAAACUAAGGACUUCCUAGCGCGCAUGAUAGCCGCUGAGGAGCAGAAACGCAACGUGCUCAAAGAUCUCAGCCGUAGAAUAUUCGAGAAAUUCUCAACCCACUACACGCAGUGGUCCGUCGCAGUGCAGUGCAUCUCUGUGCUGGAUGUACUGCUGGCGUUCGCCGAGUUUGCGAGGCAACAGAGCGGGGACGUCUGCUUGCCGAAUGUCACUUUUGAUGCUGAUAAACAGCCAUACAUAAACAUAACGGAAGGUCGUCACCCCUGCAUUCCCAUAGUAACGGAUUUCAUCCCAAAUGACACGGCGCUGGGACAAGAUGGCGCGAGCCUGAUGCUGCUGACGGGUCCCAAUAUGGGCGGGAAGUCCACGCUUAUGAGACAAGUCGGACUUAUCACCGUUUUAGCGCAUUUGGGUAGCUACGUACCGGCGCAAGAGUGUGAGCUAUCUCUGGUGGAUCGCAUUUUCACUCGCCUGGGAGCAUCAGAUGACAUUCUGUCUGGACAGUCCACUUUCCUAGUGGAGAUGAACGAAACUGCCGCUAUUGUUAAACAUGCGACCGUGCAUUCCUUGGUGUUACUUGAUGAAUUAGGUCGCGGCACAAGCACAUACGACGGCACGGCCAUAGCCAGCGGCGUGUGCGUCGAGUUGGCGGAGCGAGCCUGCCGGGUGAUAUUCUCGACGCACUACCACACGCUCGUGCGCCACCUCGCCGCGCACGCGCGCGUGCGCCUCGCGCACAUGGCCUGCAUGGUAGAAACGGAAGACACGAGCGACGAGGACCAGAUCCCCGAAGAAACUAUAACGUUCCUCUACAAGUUGUCCCCGGGGGCGUGUCCCAAGUCGUACGGGUUCAAUGCGGCUCGGCUGGCCGGUGUUCCAGCUGAUAUAACCCGACGAGCUAGGAGUAUUGCCAGCGAGCUGGAGAAGGAAGCCACAGUGAUUAGAGCUUUCAAGGAGGUGAUGAAGAUGGGCCCCGGGGUUAGGGAGUUGCUCGCUGGGUUGUCUAUUUAGGAAGUUUCAGCUUGCAAUUUUCUCAAGCUUUGAAUGACUUGUUCCGAGAUAAAAUAUGAAACCAAUUUAAGUGUGUGUUAUAAAAUCAAACUGUGUAUUUUUGAUUUAUAAGGAAGAUGAACAUUUUUGUUGGUAGUUGUUAUCGGUUUUUUUAUUGAUUUAUUAUGUGGUACAAUAGUUCAAAAAAAUUCAUAAUUUUAAUAUAGUAUUUGAUUGUAUGGCUGUUAUAUUGUCAAAACAAUAAAAAAUGUUGCAUUUAACUUUUUAUUUGCGAGAAGAUUAUUUGUAAUGUUGUGUUUUAGUUAACAUUGAUUUUUUUAUGUGAAGCAGCAGUUUGCAAAUUAUUUCAUCGAUUUUUUUUUUUAAUUUGAAGGCAUAAUUUAUGUCAAAAAGAUCAUCUCAUUUAAAAGGAGCUGUUAUAACUAUAAAAAUGUCAGUUUAUUUUUUUUUAUAAGUCCUCUUUUUAUGUGUAGGUUAGGAUAGUUUUUAUAACCAUUUGUUUUUUUUUUGAUAAUUUUUAGUAUUAUGUUUAUACUUCGGCUAUUAUGCUAUAAGCAUAGACUAAAAGAUUACUUGGAAGUAGCUACCUGUAAAAAUAUGGAUAACUUUACUGAAUAACUUUCAAAUAACCAAGCUAUCAUUAUUGAAGAUUGAUUUUUUUAUUGUCUCAACAUUUUCUAAUUAUCUGUGAUUUUAUACAUAACUCUAAAGUGCCAUAUAGAUUGUACACAUAAACAAUUCGCUUUAAAAUUAUUUGAGCAGUUACUAAUUUCAUCACAUAUAAUGUAUUGUGGACUGUAAUCUAAUAAAAAUGUGUCUAUGUCGAAUAUAUGACAGAAAUAUUUUGUUACAUCUUUAUGGAUUCGUAAAUUAGCUUUUAUAUUAAUUUGUUAGAUAGGCGUAUUUUAAUAUUACUGUAGAUUCUAUAAUCAUCAUAAAUAACAAUAUAUCUUUGUUAUGUUAAGUCAACUAUGUAAUUUUGCAUUUGUUGCCAUAACACAGUAAAACUGUUAAAUUGCAAACUUUGGAAUCUAUACCGGGAUAUAGAAAUCCAACGAUGAUUACAAUUUUAAGGUGACUCAAGUUCUUAUUUUUUAUAUAUGUUAUAAUUGUGAUAAACUGAAAUCUGUGAUUGUGAAUGAUCCCACCACACUUAAUAAAUAGAUUUAAUUUC